Molecule: messenger RNA, 930 nt
Organism: Marmota flaviventris (yellow-bellied marmot)
Lineage: Eukaryota; Metazoa; Chordata; Mammalia; Rodentia; Sciuridae
Product: putative olfactory receptor 5AK3
Biological process (GO): G protein-coupled receptor signaling pathway
Cellular component (GO): membrane
Molecular function (GO): G protein-coupled receptor activity; olfactory receptor activity
Source: RefSeq, a predicted model, not a curated record
AUGGAACAGAACAACAGCACUGAAGUGACUGAAUUCAUCCUCUUGGGAUUUGCAGGUCAACACAAGUCCCGGCACAUCCUCUUCAUAUUAUUUCUAGUGAUCUAUGUGGUCACGUUAGUGGGCAAUGUCGGGAUGAUCCUACUCAUCAAGAUCCACUCCUCCCUUCACACUCCUAUGUACUUUUUCCUCCAACACUUGGCCAUUAUUGAUCUCUGUUACACCUCUGCCAUCACUCCCAAGAUGCUACAGAACUUCAUAGAGAUAAAGCAGUCCAUCUCUUUCAUGGGAUGUCUGGUGCAACUAUUGGUCUAUGGUACUUUUGCCACAAGUGACUGCUAUAUUCUGGCUGCGAUGGCAGUGGACCGUUAUGUGGCCAUCUGUAACCCACUGCACUAUCCAGUUGUCAUGUCUCGGAGACUCCGCAUUCAGCUGCUGCUGGGUUCAUACAUCAUGGGUUUCCUGAAUGCCUCUGUAAACACAGGUUUUACUUUCUCAUUGAACUUUUGCAAAUCCAAUGCAAUUAACCACUUUUUCUGUGAUGUGCCCCCAAUCCUUGCCCUGUCAUGCUCCAGUAUCCACGUCAACAUCAUGCUGCUGACUGUCUUUGUGGGGUUUAACUUGACAUUCACUGUGCUGGUCGUCAUCUUUUCCUACACUUGCAUCCUGGCUGCCAUCCUGAGGAUAUCUUCUGCUGCAGGCAGGAAGAAAGCCUUCUCCACAUGUGCCUCCCACCUGACAGCAGUCACCAUUUUCUAUGGGACUCUCUCGUACAUGUACCUACACCACCAUACCAAUGAGUCUCAAGAGCAGGAAAAAGUGUCUUCUGUGUUUUAUGGCAUAAUUAUCCCCAUGUUAAACCCCUUGAUAUAUAGCUUGAGAAACCAAGAUGUGACAGAAGCUAUAAGAAAGACAGCAAACAAGUGCUUAUAA